CACUGCUUACAAUCUAAGUUUGCUGAGUGUGAACAUUCAUUUUGAAGCAGUAGUUUGACAAGAACAAGUAGAACAUGACAAGUAUGACAACCACGUCCGCUGAUGAGGAAUGGAGAUGCAGGGAAAUUAAAACUCUGGGAAAGGCAUAUAAGCAAACCUUGUGUUAAGAUAAUUUUGUCAUCAUCUAAAAGUGGUUUGAUUUUUGGGGUUUGUGUAACAGAGUUUCAGUGUUCAAAACUCUUAGUGAAAAAUGCUAUGCACCACGUUUUGCAUUUAACAUUUCAUAAAGAUUUUGAAAAUGUCUUUGGAACGUAAUCAUUGUUGCAUUUUAAAAUAAAAAUGUUUACAAUCAAAUGAUGCUGUCAGACAAGAAGUAACAAUUAGUAAGCAUCAAAACGGCCUAUGCAAUGGUACGUAUGCAAUUUCUAUCACAUUUAGAUUAUACAAACGACAGAGAAAAGAUCUGUAAUUUAAUGAGUAUUUGAAAUGAUGUAGAAUAAAUUAUUCUUUGUGAUAUUCUGUAUUUUCUAUUAUUAAAUCCUGUUCUUUUACUAAAUAAUAUAGUUCAGCAGAGAUAAUCUGACUUUCCUGUUAUAAAUCCGACACAUCGCGCAGGAACAAAUGCUGCAAUCAUUUACAUUUUCUGUUCCACAUAGUUUGUGUUUUUGCUCAACACGCCAAACAUUUGCAGCAAAGCAAAUUCCUGAAUCUGGCCUGCUCCAUGCUGUCAGACACUGCCUGCCCUGCAGGUUUUCAUAAAGCCCUUUAGUGCAGACAGUGGUCACCAAUUAGGUUGCAAUGCUACUCCUCCGGGUAAUGCGGUUAAAGUAGCAAAACAUGUUCAGUAAUAAUCUGGGUUGUUAGGCUGUGAGUACGUUUAGUAGCCUAUUGUAGAUAAGGAUCAUUUUAAAAUACCGUACUUGUACUUUACUUGAGUAUUUCCAUUUUUAUGCUACUACUUCACUUCAUUUCAGAGGUAAAUAUUAAACUUUUUACUCCACUACCAUGUUGUGACAGCCAUAAUUAGGCUACUUGUUACGUCAGAGAUUCAAAACGUUCCUACAGAGAAAUAUGAUGCGUUAUUGUAGGCUAUAUAACGUUGUUAAAAUCAGGGUUGACAUCGAUCACAUAGAUCGUGAUGCAGUACCGUUACUUUUACCUUGAGCAUUUCAAAAAAAUAAAUGCUGAUUAUACUCCUACUUUUACUAAAGUACGAUCUUGAACAUAGGCUUUCUGCUUGUAGCAGCAGAGGUUAAUUGUGGGUUGCCAUUUUUCGGUUGCAUAAAGUCUCCUACGAAUUUUUGACUCAAACACUGUACUGUCCCUUUAACACGAGCACGUGGUAUCUGCAAACAUCCGGUUUCCAGAAAAUGGAAAUACGAUUGCAACAAUGUUUUGACACACAGCUUUGACGCACAGAUUCUUGCUACACUGUAAUUACGUUUUCUCUCUGACAUUGUUUCCAUGUUGUCGAAAUACGAAGGGAUGUCGUGCUGGUAGUCGACCCCUAAAACUGCUGUUUUCUAAAUGGUAAAGCCGUUUGUUUCUCGACAGAUGGAGGCAGGCAGCCUCGUCUCAUGCCGAGAGGACAUCUCUUCGCUGUUUCCAGAGCAAACGCCGGGUGCCAAAUACAAAGAUUUAAGCGGUCAGUUUUCCACCGUCAGACAAGUGCGCGGAGAUGGAAACUGCUUCUACAGAGCCCUCUGCUUCGCACACUUGGAGUCAGUGCUGCACAAUGCCAGGGCUUUGCAGAGGUUUAAGGAGAAAAUUGUUCAAACCGAUGAAGACUUGUCUUCUGCGGGAUUUGAUGAGAGGUCCUUCAAGCACCACCUGAACACAGUUGUUAACGUAGUGGAGCAGUGCCAGGCUGAUGAGCAGGAAGACACGCUGCUCAGGCUCUUCAAUGAGCAGAUGACGUCCGACAGCGUGGUGCAGUACCUCCGGCUGCUCACUUCAGCGCACCUGCAAAACCAGGCGGAGUUCUUCUGCAACUUUGUGGAGGCCCCAAAUCUACUAGUCUACUGUCACCAAGAGGUGGAGACCAUGGCGAUGGAGUGUGAUCACGUGGACAUCUUAGCUCUGUCACAGGCCCUGGAUAUUGGCAUCCACAUCGUCUCUAUGGAGGGCGAUGAACAGCAGUUGGCUCACCACGUCAUUCCAGAAGGUGCCGAACCCUCCCUGCACCUCCUCUACCAAACGUCACACUAUAACAUUCUUUACCCGCGACCUCAACACUGACCAGAGACCCACGAGGACUCGGCUCAACUCAGGAAUAUUGACUUUGGUGGAAUAAAAAUCCUUCCUGGGCUUUAAGACACUUAUGAAAACAGAUUUUUAUAAAGUCUUGCAGUGUACAGCGAUUCAACAACAUUUGGAAAUACAUUUUGUUUUGCACAUUGUGCACUAAGUAUUUAAACGAAUUAACAUUUACAUAAAUCAACAAUUACAUAAACCGCGUCAAAUAUGGCCUCUCUAAACACACACAUUCCUUUCACAUUUCACUGCUGCUCUUUCUUCUGCUGUUGUGCAACACCUUUCUUUAACUUCUGUUGUUUCUUCUCCUGUAAUGAAACCCUGGUGAGGGCAUUCCCCCUCCCGGGUACAGGCAUGUGAGGAACGGACAGCUUUCCCAUUUGAGUGGGGUACUUGGUCCUAAUCCCAUUGUUGAAUACCGGCUGGGAGAUCAGAUGCUUCAGAUGCUUCUUCAUCCCCUUUACCGCCCUCUGCUGCUCUCUGUCAUCAUCUUCAUCCUUUCCCCUGCCUGUGGACAUAAAUGGUAUAUUCAGUUGUCUGUAUUUUAACAUUUUUAAAUAAAGGGAACCUGGUGUGCGAACAUGUUGUGUUAUGUUGGUCUCACCAAUUAAAAGAUCAUCAUCCAGGUCCACCUCCAUGGCCUCUGCUGCCUGUCUGAACCAGGAGUUGUGCUGCUUCUCCUUGCUGUUGUGGAACUCAAUCUUCUCGAUCUGUCUGGCCAAGUUCACCCGCU
Messenger RNA from Anarrhichthys ocellatus (wolf-eel), 2986 nucleotides. Its product is annotated as ubiquitin thioesterase OTUB2. The coding region runs from base 1528 to 2238 and encodes 236 amino acids. The record is from RefSeq and is a predicted model, not a curated record. Gene Ontology annotation, biological process: protein K48-linked deubiquitination; negative regulation of double-strand break repair. Gene Ontology annotation, cellular component: nucleus. Gene Ontology annotation, molecular function: ubiquitin binding; cysteine-type deubiquitinase activity. NCBI's taxonomy places the organism in Eukaryota, Metazoa, Chordata, Actinopteri, Perciformes, Anarhichadidae. The transcript has 5 exons.